Molecule: messenger RNA, 1043 nt
Organism: Balaenoptera ricei (Rice's whale)
Lineage: Eukaryota; Metazoa; Chordata; Mammalia; Artiodactyla; Balaenopteridae
Gene: PLA2G5
Product: phospholipase A2 group V
Exons: 5
Coding region: 195-665 (156 amino acids)
Biological process (GO): lipid catabolic process; negative regulation of T cell proliferation; arachidonate secretion
Molecular function (GO): phospholipid binding; calcium ion binding
Source: RefSeq, a predicted model, not a curated record
GAGCAGGCAGAUGCCCGGCUGGGUCUGGGCAGAAGUUCCUCCUCACCACCUCCAGGCCUGUCUUCACCACUCGUUCUCAUUCACGACUUUAAGAUUCUGGAGGCCUAGAAUCCACUGGGAUCCGCAGCCGUGGACCCCAAUGUUGUGGCUGGAGGAGGGGAGCCAGCAGGGCCUGGGGCUCCAGGCUCUGCCCGAUGACGCGGCUUGUGGGAGCAGGAGCUGAGGACAGGCCAGAGAGAACGCUGAAGAUGAAGGGCCUCCUCACACUGGCUUGGUUCCUGGCCUGUAGUGUGCCUGCUGUCCCAGGGAGCUUGCUGGAGCUGAGGGUGAUGAUUGAGAAGGUGACUAGGAAGCCCGCCCUGAUGAGCUAUGGCUUCUAUGGCUGUUACUGCGGCUGGGGGGGUCAAGGAACCCCCAAGGAUGGUACUGAUUGGUGCUGUUGGAUGCAUGACCACUGCUACGCACAGCUGGAGAAAAAAGGCUGCAAUGUCUUGACACAGGUGUACAGAUACAGAGUUGCAUGGGGCCUGGUCACCUGUGAACGUGGGUCCCUCUGCCAGAUGCAGCUCUGCGCCUGUGACCAACAUUUCGUCUACUGCCUGAAAAGAAACAAGAGGAGCUACAACCCUCGUUAUCAAUACUUUCCCAACUUCCUCUGCACCUAGUCGCCUCAGUGAGCUCCUCCUGGACCAAGACUCUUACACCCUCUCCUACAGCACAGAGCUUACCCACUCUGCUGGGAUCCCCAGAGAGGCUCCCAGGUCUGGGACCUCAUUCUUUCUUGAUGUUCCACUGGGCUCGGAGUAGCCCCACGGCCACACUUCACCCUCCAGAGUUCCAGGAGAGUGACUCUGGUCAUUAGACCUGGCAAGGUCAGAGUCCCCGGCCUCCACUUGCAAGAUCAGCCGCUCUGGUGCCGAAAGCUCACCCUUCACUCCAGGCCAACUGUAUUUCUCCUCAUCCCUGAAGACGGCCCUGCUUCUCCAGAGGGAGGCUUUCCUGGGAUGCAUUGACUUUUCAGUUCUGCUGUUGGGUUAUCACUA